CCUAAUCCUUUUCCCGUACGUCAACGUGUACCUCUUCUUUCUCUCUCUAUCCAAAGAAAGUUAUUAAAGAUUGCAACACACACAAAAAAAGUUAAAGAAAAACAAGAAAGCCAUAUACACAUCAUGAAGCUCGUUUGGUCUCCAGAAACUGCCCUAAAAUCUUACAUAGACACUGUGAAAUUGAAAUCCUGUGAAAAAUUCAAGGAAUCUGGGGUAGCUGAGCUUUUAUCAUCCAUGGCAGCCGGAUGGAACGCCAAGUUUAUCGUCGAAUGUUACUCCCACGGCGGCCCGAUAGCAGCAAGUAUUGGCCUAGCGGUUGCUGCUCGCAACACGGGAGCAAGACAUGUGUGCAUAGUUCGAGAUGAAGGUACAAGGCUACACUACACAAAAGCCCUAGCGGAGAUGGGAGUAUCCCCGCCACCGGAGAUAGUUCGCGGGGAGGCGGAAACGGUGAUCAAAAGCCUCGACGGGUUGGAUUUUCUCGUGGUGGAUUGUAGACUUAGGGAUUUUGCUAGGGUUCUUAAGGUUGCAAAAGUUAGUACUAGAGGGGCAGUUUUGGCAUGCAAAAAUGCAUGGCAAAGAUCGAAUUUUUCUUUGUUUAAAUGGAACAUGGUUCUUGAAAGAGGCACACGUGUGGUUAGAUCAGUGUUUUUGCCGGUUGGAAUGGGUUUGGAUAUUGCUUACAUAGGAGGUGGAAAUGGUGGUGGUGGUGGUGCAUCUUCAAGUACUAGUUCUUCAAAGGGUGCUCCUAGCCGUUGGAUCAAAUGCAUAGAUCAACAAUCAGGAGAAGAACAUCUUUAUAGAGAGAGUAGGUUUUAAUUUGUUAUAAUAAUUAAACUCUUGCGUUUGAAUAUAAGUAAAAUUGUAGGAAUAUGCUUAUUGAUGGACAUAUUUUUGAAAAAAAAUUCAGUGUGAAGUAUGACUUUAGAGAUCAAGUUUCUGACUUUUUUGUGUUUCUUACUAGGA
Messenger RNA from Vicia villosa (hairy vetch), 966 nucleotides. RefSeq lists its product as uncharacterized. Lineage: Eukaryota; Viridiplantae; Streptophyta; Magnoliopsida; Fabales; Fabaceae. Bases 124 to 819 code for a protein of 231 amino acids. The record is from RefSeq and is a predicted model, not a curated record. The transcript has 2 exons.